This is a messenger RNA of Drosophila mauritiana, 1539 nucleotides long. RefSeq lists its product as uncharacterized. The record is from RefSeq and is a predicted model, not a curated record. The coding region runs from base 135 to 1409 and encodes 424 amino acids. Lineage: Eukaryota; Metazoa; Arthropoda; Insecta; Diptera; Drosophilidae. The transcript is spliced from 3 exons. Gene Ontology annotation, cellular component: extracellular matrix.
UUAAUUACGUUUUUGUCCUUGACAUUGAGACCACGGCAGCGGAUCGCAGAGCAGCGAUUUGUCAGCGUUUUAAAACGCCAGUGUAAUUGUGACGCGUUUUCCGCAGAAUAACUCGAGUUGAUUGUUUAGGCGACAUGCGGUUCUAUAUAACGACCCAUUUGCCGCCCAUCCUGCUCGCUUUGAUCUGCCUGGGGACACGCCCCCCACCCAUCGGGGCGGCUAGGGGCGGAUCACCUGUUGUGGUCAUCGAUGAGGAUGACGAAACCAUGGAGUACGCCCCGAAUUAUGAGCAUCAGGGCUACGCCUUCAGCUACGGAGUCAAGGAUCUGCACACUGGGGAUGUGAAGUCCCAGUGGGAGUCCCGCGAUGGCGAUGGCGUCAAGGGUCACUACAGCGUACUGGAACCAGACGGCUCCAUUCGAACGGUUCACUACACAGCAGAUGCCAAGAAGGGAUUCAAUGCGGUUGUCAAGACAGUGGGGGCUAAUUCGCAUCCCAUCACAGAGAGCCCGGAGGGCAGUAACCAAGUAAACGAUGACACCUCGCAGUCAAAGAUCAACCACUACAGCAAGGAUCAGGAGCACAUUGUGCUCAGUUCGGACAUCAAGCCUCUGAAGAGGCCCAUCGAGGACUUGACCCACUCCCAUCCGAAGGUACCCAGCUUGAUUGAGAUCAAGCCGCACGCCAGGAUCAAGCAGGUGCCCAUGGACAUGGAUCCCGGUAUCAGGGACCGUCUGCAGCAGGCCAGGGAUAAUUACUACAAGCAAAUAGCCGCUGCCCAUAAACUAGAGGACUACUCCCAGAAACUUCAGCCCACUUACGCGGUGCAGGAGGGCGAUUGGAAGGCGGUGAUCGUGAAUGAGCCGAAUGAGUACCGACCCCAUUACACCACCGGAUCACCUGCGCACUCCCAUUUCUACGACCACUACAAGCCCAAGGAGAUCCCCCACAACUACAUACACAAGCCGUCGGUUCCACAGCAAUCCCUCCACACUAGUUUCUCCCCCUCAAAGCCCAGGGUUAGCAUCUCCGAGAGCAUUCCCAACCACAUUCAUCAGAAGAAGGUGGUUCACACCACGCCGGGCUUGAAGCACUACAAGUACAAGGGCGUGUCCAAGUCCUACUCCCGACCCGAUUACUCCAGCUACUUCCACCGCAAGCCCAAGAAGCUGCGUCCCCAGUAUCCCAAGCAAAAGCCACGCGUCCACAGACCAGAGAAUUCAGGUCCAGUCCUCUUCCCAAAGAGCCUAGAUGACGAGUUUGAGGACUUCGAGGAGGACGAACAGGGAGCGGCGUCGGCCACUAUGGUCCAGAACAUGGUGCGCAAGGACAAGAAGCACAUGGUGCCCAUGUAUGCGGGUGGCCACAGCUUCGACUCCGGCAGCUACCGCUCCUUGGAAGGAGUGUAGGGUUAAGAGUGAAUCCCUCCGAGUAUUUCCCAUCUCUAUUUAUUUCGUUCGUUCUACGAUUAAUUUAUUUGCUUAGUUAUGUAAUUUUUAGAUAUUGUUUGUCCAAUAAAAAAUGACUAAAAACACGCAA